Messenger RNA from Topomyia yanbarensis, 1826 nucleotides. Its product is annotated as SET and MYND domain-containing protein 4-like. Gene Ontology annotation, molecular function: protein binding. The record is from RefSeq and is a predicted model, not a curated record. Lineage: Eukaryota; Metazoa; Arthropoda; Insecta; Diptera; Culicidae. The coding region runs from base 2 to 1753 and encodes 583 amino acids. The transcript is spliced from 2 exons.
UAUGAUUGACGCAUAUGAACUGUAUUGUGUAUUGUGGAGAAGAAUAGUGCUUAGUGGCCGGGAAGAAAUAGUGUCGACUGAUGUGAAAGCGUGUCGCACUGAUAGCGAACUUGUCUCCUAUGUACAACAAUUACUGGAUGCUUCAGGUCUGUUACAACAGAUUUAUUUUUCAGGAGACUGCAAAAAUGAAGCUAAAGCGAUAGAAAUUCGUAAACUUGGUAACGAGAGCUUUCGUCCGAAAAUCAAGAAAUAUAUCAAAGCGAUUGAGCACUACAACGAGAGUAUUGCUUUGUCUAACGUUGGAUCUGAAAACUUGGCCAUUGCAUAUGCCAAUCGUUCAGCGAUUUGUUUUGAGCUGAAGGAGUACCAUGAAUGUUUGGAGAACAUUCGAUUGGCGCAACAGAAUCCAUACCCAGUACAUCUGCUACCAAAAUUAUUGAAAAGAAAAAACGACUGUUUGGAGAUAAUCAAUAACCACGUAAGUAAACCCGGCAAUGUUCGGUUCGAGCCAAAACUGUGCUAUAAACCGAACCCAAAGAUACCUCACAUCUCGGAUUGUUUGGAAUUCAAGCGGGAUGAUUUUUUUGGCCGACACUUAGUGACGAAUCGAAAUUUAAAAGCUGGAGAUGUGGUUAUAAUUGAAAAACCGUUUUCUGUGCUGCUAGAAGCAGAGCUUCGUUACCUCAACUGUGAUUACUGCCAGCAAGACAAAUUCCUUACUUUGAUACCAUGCAGCAAUUGUUCCAUUACAAUGUUUUGCUCAGAGAUUUGCCUCCAAAGGGCCUACGAAAGCUACCAUCGCAUAGAGUGCCCAGUCAUCAAGCAUAUGCAAUCGUUAUUCACAAAGGUAAUUCUGAUGGCUCUCAGAACCACCACAAUGGCCAUCAGUACAUUCGAUUAUAAUUUGGAGGAGUUACAGCAACACGUUGAAAUGCUUGGAGAAACAUCCUCAAAUCCAUUUGAUCUGGACUGGGGUAACGCACAUGCCAAGGAUAUCUAUAGUACGAUCCACGGAUUAGCUACUAAUCAAAAGAUACGUUAUCCCAGCGAUCUCAUUCAGCGCUCUAUCUACUCGAUAGUGAUGAGCAGUGCUCUGUUGAGCAAUACCCCAUUAAACAGUCUCUGUGGAAGUAAUGAAUCUCAUCGUAAUCUCAUUCGCUUACUUAUUUUUCGUCAUGCACAAACCUCUCCUGUAAGCAUGCACUCAACCGGGUACAUCAAUUACUGCCCGAAUGAAGAAGACCCGUUUCAGUCGGCCAAAUUGGGAUGUGCUUCGUUCCCAAUUCUAAGUAUGUUGAAUCAUUCCUGUGCUCCGAAUUUGACACGACUAACACUGCCAACUGGACAAGUUGCAGCCAUACUCAACCGACCAAUUAAAAAAGGCGGUCAGCUUUACGACGAUUAUGGCUACCAUCAUUGCAUUGAAACAUUAUACGAGCGGCAAAUCGGUCUCCUUCAACGGUUUAACUUCAAGUGUCAAUGUGAAGCAUGCAUUAACAAUUAUCCUCUAUAUUAUCAUUUAAAAAGACUUAAACUUUCACCUGGUCAUAAGAAUUUCGGUACGUUAGAGUGGGACGACAUUGCAAAGGCCGUAAAGAAAAUUCCACAGCUUUGCAAAUUUCUAAAUGAAUAUGACAAUCAGUACCCAAAUUUCGAGGUAAGCACUGCUCAAGAAGCUCUACUACAAUGUUUGCAAAUAGUUUAUUUCGGUAAAUCACGAAAAAUUAAAUAUCGAGGACUCUGUUGUUUUUAGUUGAAUUCAUCUCUAUUCUGUUUCUACUGAAUUGUAACAUGUAAACAUGUCAACGAAAUACUGAAUAAAAACA